This is a messenger RNA of Capra hircus (goat), 850 nucleotides long. RefSeq names its product neuronal migration protein doublecortin. Gene Ontology annotation, biological process: axoneme assembly; intracellular signal transduction; photoreceptor cell development. Lineage: Eukaryota; Metazoa; Chordata; Mammalia; Artiodactyla; Bovidae. The record is from RefSeq and is a predicted model, not a curated record. Gene Ontology annotation, cellular component: axoneme.
ACUAGGACCUAGAAGGCAUCUAUCCACCCUGGCAGGAAUUUCUUGCUUGGAGCUCAGACAACAAAGGCAUAGAGAGAUUGGUUUUCUUUCUCUCAGCAUCUCCACCCAACCAGCAGAAAACCGGUCUCUGAGGUUCCACCAAAAUAUGGAACUUGAUUUUGGACAUUUUGACGAAAGAGAUAAGACAUCCAGGAACAUGAGAGGCUCGCGGAUGAACGGGCUACCUAGCCCCACUCACAGCGCCCAUUGUAGCUUCUACCGAACCCGAACCUUGCAGGCACUAAGCAACGAGAAGAAAGCCAAGAAGGUACGUUUCUACCGCAAUGGGGACCGCUACUUCAAGGGGAUUGUGUACGCUGUGUCCUCUGACCGUUUUCGCAGCUUCGAUGCCUUGCUGGCUGACCUGACACGAUCUCUGUCUGACAACAUCAACCUGCCUCAGGGAGUGCGCUACAUUUACACCAUUGAUGGAUCCCGGAAAAUUGGAAGCAUGGAUGAACUGGAGGAAGGGGAAAGCUAUGUUUGCUCCUCAGACAACUUCUUUAAGAAGGUGGAGUACACCAAGAAUGUCAAUCCUAACUGGUCUGUCAAUGUGAAGACAUCUGCCAAUAUGAAAGCCCCUCAGUCCCUGGCCAGCAGCAACAGUGCCCAGGCCAGAGAGAACAAGGACUUUGUGCGCCCCAAGCUGGUGACCAUCAUCCGCAGUGGGGUGAAGCCUCGGAAGGCUGUGCGUGUGCUUCUGAACAAGAAGACAGCCCACUCUUUUGAGCAAGUCCUCACUGAUAUCACUGAAGCCAUCAAACUGGAGACCGGGGUUGUCAAGAAACUCUACACUCUGGAUGGAAAGCAG